Messenger RNA from Dibothriocephalus latus, 522 nucleotides. The record is from the annotation of a GenBank genome assembly. Lineage: Eukaryota; Metazoa; Platyhelminthes; Cestoda; Diphyllobothriidea; Diphyllobothriidae.
AUGAACGAGUCGAUUAAUUUGCCCGAUGGACUUUUCAAUGUGAAAAGUAUAUGUGAAGCGUCGUUUCCCGACUUCAUAAACUCCACCCGUCUGCUUUUCAGUCGGGCUUUUUUCAUCGACAACUUUAAAGGUAUACAGCGAGAAAACGUCCGCGAGAAUGCUAAAAAAGAAAAUAAUUGUGACCAAGAAUCUCAGCAAAAGGUUUCUGUCGUAAAUACUCGUAGUUGUGUCAAAAGCAAAUCGAAUUCCUACUACAAAUCGCUGACCUACACACUGUCACUGAUAAAGAAUUCUUCUGAAGAGAGCUCAUCGACUGAAGACAAAAGCGAAGGAAAAGAAGACGUUCGGCCAAGCCAACCUCAGAGUACUGUACGCCGGGAUGACCGCCAAGAGUAUCCACUCACAAACUCAUAUGCAGAACCCGAAUCUGAAUUACAGCUCGAAUCCGAAACAGAUGAAGAGGAUGUGAUUCGACAGAUGCAAGCUCUGGGUCUUCCUACUAGCUUUGGACGUCAACAGUAA